This is a messenger RNA of Dovyalis caffra, 957 nucleotides long. The record is from the annotation of a GenBank genome assembly. Lineage: Eukaryota; Viridiplantae; Streptophyta; Magnoliopsida; Malpighiales; Salicaceae.
AUGUUAGUUGAUAAAAGGAGGAAGAAGGGAAGGAAGGAAGAAAGGGUUGGAAUGGAGGGGUUGGAAGGGCUGAUACGUAGGCUGUUGGAAGCGAGGAAUAAUAGAGGGAAACGCAUUCAGUUGAAUGAACCUGAAAUCCGCCAACUUUGCAUCACCGCCAAGCAAGUCUUUCUUGCACAACCUUGUCUUCUUGAAUUAGAAGCUCCCAUCAACAUCUGUGGUGAUAUACACGGCCAAUACCCAGAUCUCUUGCGAUUGUUUGAGUAUGGAGGGUUUCCAGCAGAUUCAAAUUAUCUAUUUCUUGGAGACUAUGUAGAUAGAGGAAAACAAAGUAUAGAGACCAUAUGCCUUCUCCUUGCUUACAAGAUCAAGUUCCCUGACAACUUUUUCCUUCUUCGAGGGAACCAUGAAUGCGCUUCUAUCAACCGAAUAUAUGGAUUCUAUGAUGAGUGCAAGCGUCGUUUCAGCGUCCGCCUAUGGAAAAUUUUCACGGACUGCUUCAAUUGUUUACCGGUGGCUGCAGUGGUCGAUGACAAAAUCCUAUGCAUGCAUGGCGGACUCUCGCCAGAAAUGAAUAGCUUGGAUCAGAUCAGAGCCAUAGAAAGGCCAGUAGAUGUGCCAGACCAGGGACUUUUGUGUGACCUCCUUUGGGCUGAUCCUGAUAGGGACGUGAAGGGUUGGGGUGAUAAUGAUAGGGGUGUCUCCUAUACCUUCGGGGCCGAUAAGGUCACUGAAUUCUUGAAGAAACAUGACCUUGAUCUCAUAUGCCGAGCUCACCAGGUAGUUGAGGAUGGCUAUGAAUUCUUCGCCGACAGGCAGCUGGUUACCAUAUUCUCCGCACCAAACUACUGUGGAGAGUUCAACAAUGCAGGCGCACUUAUGUGUGUUGACGCUAGUUUGCUCUGCUCAUUUCAGAUUCUCAAGCCAUGGAGAGGGAGAUCAGGGCAAAAUGAAUAG